Molecule: messenger RNA, 429 nt
Organism: Eremothecium gossypii ATCC 10895
Lineage: Eukaryota; Fungi; Ascomycota; Saccharomycetes; Saccharomycetales; Saccharomycetaceae
Gene: MRPL28
Product: mitochondrial 54S ribosomal protein mL40
Exons: 1
Coding region: 1-429 (142 amino acids)
Biological process (GO): mitochondrial translation
Molecular function (GO): structural constituent of ribosome
Source: RefSeq, marked provisional
AUGCACAUCGUCCCACGUCCCAGCACCAGCUUCGGCGCGCCCCUGCGGGCGUUCGUCCGUGGCAAGCGCACCAAGGCCGGCAGCGGCCUGUCGCCGGCCGCGCAGCGCGCCGCGACGCAGCUCGCGGUAAUGACCGCGCGCAAGAAGCAGCCGCGCCUGCUGCGCCUGUCGCCGGAGGACCUGGUCCGCCACCAGACGAUCCAGGCCUGCUGGAACGACUACCAGAAGACCGCACGUGAGGCGCGGAGCGCGCAGCUGCGCGAGCAGUACGCGAGCGUCGCGGCCGCGAUGGCCGAGCUCGAGCGCCUGGACGCGGGCCUGUUCCGCGCGGCGAGCGCGCCCGAGUCAGGCAAACGCUUCCCGCUGGAGCUGCGCGUACCCACGGAUUUCCCGCCGACGAAGCUGUGGCACUACGAGUUCAAGAACUGA